Spodoptera frugiperda (fall armyworm) is the source of this 1255-nucleotide messenger RNA. It is a transcript of the gene Had1, whose product is annotated as lambda-crystallin homolog. NCBI's taxonomy places the organism in Eukaryota, Metazoa, Arthropoda, Insecta, Lepidoptera, Noctuidae. Gene Ontology annotation, biological process: fatty acid metabolic process. Gene Ontology annotation, molecular function: NAD+ binding; oxidoreductase activity, acting on the CH-OH group of donors, NAD or NADP as acceptor. Bases 122 to 1090 code for a protein of 322 amino acids. The record is from RefSeq and is a predicted model, not a curated record. The transcript has 6 exons.
UGUCAGGAACAAGCGAUAACUAGUUUAUUUAGCUGUAUUUUAAGCGGUGCGCAUUGCUUGACGGUGUCAUUCACUAGUCCGCAGUCGUGUGUCGGCCGUGUUGCAAGAAACUCACUACGCCAUGGCCUCCGUAAAAACUGAAAAAGUCGGCAUUGUUGGCAGUGGCCUUAUCGGCCGUUCAUGGGCCAUGCUGUUUGCGUCUGUGGGAUACCAAGUGACGAUAUUCGAUAUCGUCCCGCAACAGGUCACCGAUGCUUUGGCUGACAUCAAAGUGCAGCUCAAGACUUUGGAAAGAGACGGUCUACUGAGAGGAAAACUGAAUGCCGACCAGCAAUUCUCGUGUAUUAAAGGAACUUCUGACUUAGCCACCGUGGUCAAAGACGCCGUUUUCGUCCAAGAAUGCGUUCCAGAAAGCCUCGAAUUGAAGAAGAAGGUUUACUCAGACUUGGACAAAGUAGUCGAUGACAAAACUAUUUUGUCUAGUUCUACUAGUACAACUCUACCGUCUUUGUUCUCAGAGCAGAUGAAACACAAAGCUCAGGUUAUUGUGUCUCACCCAGUGAACCCACCGUACUACGUUCCUCUCGUAGAGAUUGUUCCCGCUCCAUGGACUAGGAAAGAUGUCUGUGAAAAGACAAGGGCGAUCAUGUUGGAGAUUGGACAAGAACCCGUUUCCCUGAGCCGUGAAAUCGAUGGAUUCGUACUUAACCGUAUUCAGUACGCUAUUUUGGACGAAGUUUGGCGUUUGGUUGACAACAAGAUUGUGAACGUAGAAGACAUCGACAAAGUAAUCUCUGAAGGUCUUGGAAUGAGAUACGCUUUCCUUGGAUCCCUAGAAACUGCACACUUGAAUGCAGAGGGCAUGAAGUCUUACAUCGAGCGGUACGGAGAGACCAUUUACAACGUCAGCAACACUAUGGGAGAUAUUCCACGAAUGACCACGAGCAAGAGUGCGGACACCAUUUGCGAGCAACUCAACAAAAUGGUGCCUCUGGACAAGUUGCAGGAAAGGCGUGCUUGGCGCGACGCUUGCCUGACACGUCUAGCUCUUCUCAAAAAGGAGAUGAACAAACAAAAAGUGAAAUACUAGAACUGAUUUUGUAACAUAAUAUGAUAAGUGUAAUAAAAUAAUAAUAUGAAUGUGUACCUACAAAUUGAAGUGAUGUUCCCAUUAUUUACCUUUAUGUCCAUGUUUUUUAUUUUGUAGAUAUCAAAUGAUAAUAUACUUGUUAAAAUAUAUUUGUAUUUAAAAAUA